UCACCUGCCAGGAAAGAGAGGAGUCUGUGGGAUGGCAGCAAAGCUGGUGCUUCCAUACCUCCCUGUGUGCUGCCCGCCAUCCCGAAUAUUCCCUGAGAACACAAAGGGACCAGCCAUGARGAAAACACACACAACUGUCAGGCUUCCCCUGCUGAUUUAAGAUCAGUUUGUUAAUUACAGUGUUCUGAUAAUUUCCGAUACUCUCCCAUCACCACUCCUCUCUGAGCUCCCCCUGCCCAGUUUGGCACUGCCUGAUGUUUAAUAUUAAGGGCAGUGAAGUGCUCAUACUCACAGACCUCAAUUCUAAUGCACGUUGUGAUGCCCAGCACGCUUAAACCUCUUGGCUGCUUUCCCUUGGGCAAGCCCCCAGCAGGUCAGAGUCCUGCCCUGAGCCCUGACUGAAGCAUCUUGUGGAGCUGAGAGGCCCCGAGAGGCAGCAGCUCUGCCUGUGCUUGGCUCCAUGGCAUGGGUGACAGCCAGGCCUGCCAGGAGCCCUCUGGCCCAGUCCAUGCCAUUGCUGCUCUUGGGGAAGGAAUAACAGCCCAGCUGCUGCCUUGGCAGAAGACAAUGCAUCUUUUUACUCAUUAACCCUGCAAGGACAGGCGAAGGGCUGUGAGCAGGUUAUUAAGUAAUCCCACACGGUUUCCAAGUGUCAAGCUGCCAAAGUCCAUUCAUGCUGCUCUUGCUGAGCCGGGAUCUUUGGUCAUGCUCUAGGUUAUGCCACCCCUCACUGGCAGGGUGGGAAUCCUUACUACCAGAAGGCUUGGGCUGGACAAAGGGCUGUGAGAGGAAGUGCUCUGGYUCUGAGCAGCAUGCUUGGGUCCUGCAUGUCUCCCCAGCACAGAAUACAGCAGCACUCACUCUCACUGCUUUUGGCACAGUGGAAGUAGAGCUCCCAUUCCCAGUCAGGAUGAGACCAUCCCCGUGUCCCCUCUCAUGAUGGACACCAGUCCAGCCUCAGCAAAUCUCAGCCCUAAAGCUCCAUCCCCACCUAUUUCUGCACCCCCUGUAUCCCGACUCCAUCACCUCCCACAUCCCCAGAGGCUCCCGGGGAUGCGCCCCCUCUGCCGUGACCCGGGCAGCGGGGACCGGCGUUGCCUGCCCGCUCUCACCCGCAGGGGAUCCCGAUCCCGAUCCCGAUCCCGGUCCCGCACGAUCCUUACCUGAUCCUGAUUCCGCUACCGCGCGGGAACCCGCGCGCUACCAUAGACCGUGCUGGCCCCGCCCCUCGGCAGCGGGACCAAUCAGCGCCGCGCUCCGCCCCGGCUCCGGCGGCGGGGAAUACGCUCGGGAAGCGCCUGGACCAAUCAGCGCCGCGCUCUGCCCCCUCCCCGCCUCCCAUUGGCCCGCGCCGGGGCGGGGCUGGCGGCGCGGUCCGCACGUGGCGGCCGGAGCGCGGGUGACCUUGGCCGGGCCGGGAGGGGCGGGGGGCCCGGGCUGUCACCCCUGUGUCGCCAUCCCUCCUCUGCUGUCACUCACAGCUCCAGCCCUGCCUGCCGUGCACCCCCAGGUGUCUGUCCCCAGCCCUGGGAUGUUCCCAGUGUCCCGCGACUUUCCCCGUGACCCAAAGGAUGGGACUCCCCCACACCCUGUACCGGGCAGGGAGCACUUCCAGGCACCCCCAAGAUCUCCCAGCCAAGACCGUGUCUCCAGGAAAGCUGGAGUGCCAGGCCGUGGCACAGGUUGGGCACGGUGCUGCUGUUGUGGGGUGCAGAGAUGGCCCUGUCCCCUUCACAGGGGUGCCUGGAGGGAUUUCCAGGUGCUCGGGAGGAAGAGCUGCCUUGGGAUGAGUGGUGCAGGCAGGAGAGGGGCCGUGUUUUCUUCAUUCUUCAAGUCUGAGUUAGUGGGUGGGCUUGACCAACUGGCGUGAGGGAACCCUUCGGGGCUUCAGGGGUUAAAUCGACACACUACAAAUUGAGGAAGGAGAUCAGGGAAUAAGUGAUCCUACUGAAUUUCUCGUGAUCCCAAGCCAUGGGAAAAUGAGGCGAGGCACUAUGAGUCACCCUGGAGAGGGCCAGCAGAAGGGGAGUCAGCCAGGAGGCGAGACCACCUGCUGUGGGCAGAGCAGCCAAGGAGCACCACGCUCUUGGCUUGCUAGUAAUGGAUAGCACUUCUUCCCCUUCCCCCUUCUCUGCCAGCUGCCCCACGGAGCAGCCUGAGAACGCCACUGACCAUGASUACUACUCUGGCCUCCAGAAGACCAUGCACAUCCUGUCCAUGGUAGUGUACAGCAUCGCCUGUUUGCUGGGGGUGACAGGGAACGGCCUCGUCAUCUGGAUAGCAGGCUUCAAGAUGAAGAAAACUGUGAAUUCYGUAUGGUUCCUCAACCUGGCCAUUGCUGACUUCAUCUUUACCUUUUUCCUGCCCCUCAGCAUUGUCUACACCGCUCUGGGCUUUCACUGGCCAUUUGGGAAGCUCCUGUGCAAGCUGAACAGCACCAUCGCUUUCCUCAACAUGUUUGCCAGUGUGUUCCUCCUGACGGUCAUCAGCAUCGACCGCUGYGUUUCCGUGGCCUUUCCUGUCUGGUCUCACAACCACAGAAGCCCAGAGCUGGCGGCCAGGAUCGCACUGGGGACGUGGGUCCUGGCUCUCCUGCUCAGCUCCCCAUACCUCAUCUUUCGGGACACUGUGGUCAAUUCCAGGAAUGUCACCAGCUGUUACAAUAAUUUUGCACUGUCCGAUGACUACACAUCCGAGGCAACGCGGAGGCUAUGGAGGAUGCGGCACAAAGUGAUGAUCAUCACACGAUUUCUGUGUGGAUUCCUCAUCCCUUUCAUGGUGAUUCUUAUCUGCUACAGCGUUGUCGCUGUCAAGCUGAAAAGAAGGCAGUUGGCCAACUCUGCAAAGCCCUACAGAAUCAUCAUUGCUGUCACAGUCUCRUUUUUCCUCUGUUAUUUCCCCUAUCACGUCUUCUCCUUGCUAGAAAUAUCCAAAAACUCUUCMAGCCAUGAGAUGAAACUGGCCCUUUACAUAGGAAUCCCCUUGGUUUCCAGCCUUGCUUUCUUCAACAGCUGCAUCAACCCUAUCCUGUAUGUCUUUGUGGGGCCGGAUUUCAAGGAGAAGUUUCGCCAGUCCAUCCUGUCGACCUUUGAAGGGGCCUUCAGCGAGGAGUCAGUCCUGGGCAGCCUGACCAGCCGGCGCAAAUCCAGGUCUGCUUCGGAAGUGGAGGUCCCGAGGGUCUGAGCAGGUGCUGGUGUGGAAGGGGUCGUUCUUUUCUUUGCAAUUUCCCUCAUGUUCACAGUUCAAAUCAUGGGACUGGGGACUGCAAAGGGCUGCGCAUGCUAACAAUGUGUGAUUUCGUGUUUUGGAGGUAUCUCAAAUAUGUUAUGAUUUAACACACAAUGGGAAUGGAAGAACUCUGGAGCUGCAGCAAGGUGGGUYAAAGUAGCAGCAUUUUACUCCUUUUGCCUUUUGACUCUUAUUUAUGCAUCUUUUAUAGAAAGAGGGUUACAUGCAAUGGCUGUAUGUAUUUUUGUAGGGAGUAGAGUGGUAAGACAUUCCUCUUUCCUCAGGCAAGAGAAAUCAGUGGUCGUGCUGGUGUUUUUCAGAUUUGAUGUACAGCAUAACUAUUUCUGAGCAAUGCUUGUCUCUGUGUUUUACAUGUUUCCAGCCCUUCAAUAGCAAAGAUCUGAUACUYUGUGCUGUUGGUGAAUGAAUAUUAACCCCCAAUAAACUUCUG
Malurus melanocephalus (red-backed fairy wren) is the source of this 3679-nucleotide messenger RNA. RefSeq names its product chemerin-like receptor 1. Gene Ontology annotation, biological process: positive regulation of cytosolic calcium ion concentration; phospholipase C-activating G protein-coupled receptor signaling pathway; complement receptor mediated signaling pathway. Gene Ontology annotation, molecular function: N-formyl peptide receptor activity; complement receptor activity. Lineage: Eukaryota; Metazoa; Chordata; Aves; Passeriformes; Maluridae. Gene Ontology annotation, cellular component: plasma membrane. The record is from RefSeq and is a predicted model, not a curated record. Bases 2101 to 3183 code for a protein of 360 amino acids. The transcript has 2 exons.